Messenger RNA from Cannabis sativa, 1016 nucleotides. RefSeq names its product copper transporter 1. The transcript has a single exon. Lineage: Eukaryota; Viridiplantae; Streptophyta; Magnoliopsida; Rosales; Cannabaceae. Gene Ontology annotation, molecular function: copper ion transmembrane transporter activity. Bases 312 to 806 code for a protein of 164 amino acids. Gene Ontology annotation, biological process: intracellular copper ion homeostasis; copper ion transmembrane transport. Gene Ontology annotation, cellular component: plasma membrane. The record is from RefSeq and is a predicted model, not a curated record.
AUGUAUUGAAUUUAGUUUGAUAUUUUUGAGGGCUUCAUUUUCACUAAUUUAUUUAUAUGUACUUCCCAAAUUAAUUGCCUGUGGUGUGUACUAUUUUGUUUACCUAAACUAACUAGGUUGUAGUAGUAGUACUACUAAAUCCAAAAGCAUCAUCUACAGCUAUAAGAUUAUCUAAAAAUAAAGAGCCACGACCAAUCAUAAUAAAUACCCACCCUACCCUCUUAUCAAGAAAGUAACGCCUUAAUUUCCAAACAACCAAAACAAACUAUACCCAUUUCUUCUUCUUCUUUGUAAUUACUACUUUCACCAUAAUGGAUCAUAAUAUGCCUGGAAUGGACAUGUCACCGCCCACAUCAUCGUCAUCAUCGCCCAUGAACAACGGAACUAUGAUGGGGGGUGGUGGUGGAAUGGGUCAUAAGAUGAUGAUGCACAUGACUUUCUUCUGGGGCUCACAAGCCGAGAUUCUCUUCUCCGGUUGGCCUGGUUCUAGACCGGCCAUGUACGCCUUGGCCUUAGUUUUCGUCUUUUUUCUUGCUCUCAUCGUUGAGUGGCUUUCUCACUGCCGACUCAUCAAGCCAAAUGGGUCGGGCUCUCGGGUCGGGGCGGCCCUUUUUCAGACCCUGUUGCACGCAGUUCGGGUCUGCUUGGCUUACAUGGUCAUGCUUGCAAUCAUGUCUUUUAAUGUUGGGGUUUUCUUGGUCGCCGUCGCCGGACAUGCCGUAGGGUUCUUGAUUUUUGGAAGCAAGCUUGUGAAGAAAGAGGAAGCUGAGAAGGUGGCUUCUGAUCUUCCACCCAUGACUUGUUGAUUUCUCUUUUAAAGUACAAACAAAAAAUACUUUUUUUAUAUGAUGUUGAUUUAGGGUUUUCUUUUUUCUUUUUUAAUUAGAAGUCUCUUGCAAUCCAAUGUUAAUACAUAAUAAUAAUAAUAAUAUGAGCAAUACUGUGUUUUUCCUUAAGUAAGAAUGUAAGAUAAGAAAUAUUGUGUUUUGAGCAUAGAGUUUGUCGAAAUUUCUAAA